GAUUACGCUUACUAUUGUUGUUUUCGCCGUGAAAGAUGGGGAGUAUCGAUGGUUGGAUUUCGCCGUCUCAGGCAGCAGCACAAUUUGCGGAACCUCAGUACGAGAACGCGAAGAUUUCGGUAUGGUGGGAUAUCGAGAAUUGUGAAGUUCCAAAGAAGUCAGAUCCUCAUUGUAUAGCUCAAAAUGUAAGUUCGGCUUUGGUAAAGAUGAAAUACUGUGGCCCUGUUUCCACCAUAUCCUCUUAUGGAGACACGACUCGCUUACCAUCAUCAGUUCAACAAGCACUCAACAGCACUGGCAUCUCCCUCAACCACGUCCCUGCUGGUGCCAAAGAUGCUAGUGACAAGAAGAUUUUGGUGGAUAUGUUAUUAUGGGCUGUGGAUAAUCCUGCUCCCGCUAAUUAUUUGUUAAUUUCUGGUGAUCGUGACUUCUCCAAUGCACUGCAUCAGUUGCGAAUGAGGAGAUACAACAUUAUCCUCGCACAACCGAAGAAUGCAUCAGCCCCGCUCGUUGCUGCUGCGAGAAGUGUGUGGCUGUGGACAACUCUUUGUGAUGGCGGCCCACCUCUAACAAAGGAUGAAACAAAUCAGAUAGUUAAGACUCAAUCAAACUCCUCUGUUACAGAUACACCGAGAAAUUAUCCUUUAGAUGGAUCCAAACCUAGUAUGGAUAGUUCGGAUAUUAAACAGAUAGGGAAUCAGAGUAAGAUGAAUAAUGGCUCCCAAUUGAGUGUACCUGAUUGUUUGUCUAAUGAUGGAAAAACAUUUGAUACUAAACAGAAAGGGAAGCAGAUUGAUGGAUCCCAAUCGAGUUCAGAUAGUUUGUCAAAUGAUGGAGGGACAUUCGAUACCAAACAGAAAGGGAUGCAGAGUAAGUUGAAUAAUGGCUCCCAAGCGAGUACUGAUAAUUUGUCAAAUCAUGGAAGACCAUUUGAUACCAAACAGAAGGGGAAGGUGAGUAAUGGCUCCCAAUCGGGUACGGAUAGUUUGCCAAAUGAUGGUAAAACAUCCAAUAUCAAACCGAAUGGGAAGCAGAGUGCGAAGAAUUCAGGAGGCCAAAAAGGUACUCCAGUAAGGGUCCAAGAUUCUAAAACCAAUAUUAACAAGAUUAAUAUGAUCAAUGAUGGUUCCUCGGAGCUGAGUAUGGAGAGUUUGUGGCGAGUAUUUAGUGGAAAAACUAAGUCAAAUGUGACUUUGAUUCUGAAUCAGCGUAAGCCUAAACGGGAAUUUCACAGAUGUUCUGUGUCAUUAGACAAGGUCUUAGAUGUGUUGAUUAAGAAUAACCUGGUCAAAAUCGUGGAACCAAGGCCAGAAAAGUUGCAAUCACCAAAACAACUCGAUCAAACCAAGUUUUGCAAGUACCAUCAAACAUUUGGUCAUAAUACAAAUGUUUGUUUUACAUUGAAGAGCAAGAUUCAAGAUCUGAUUGAUGAAGGUGUAAUUUUGAAAAAGAAUGUGGACUCUUGA
Impatiens glandulifera is the source of this 1466-nucleotide messenger RNA. RefSeq lists its product as uncharacterized. Bases 36 to 1466 code for a protein of 476 amino acids. Gene Ontology annotation, cellular component: peroxisome. Gene Ontology annotation, biological process: regulation of gene expression. Gene Ontology annotation, molecular function: RNA nuclease activity. The transcript is spliced from 2 exons. NCBI's taxonomy places the organism in Eukaryota, Viridiplantae, Streptophyta, Magnoliopsida, Ericales, Balsaminaceae. The record is from RefSeq and is a predicted model, not a curated record.